CUCCAUUCCUUGCGUCAACUCUCUCUCUCUCUCUCUCUCUCUCUCUCUCUAAGCUAAGCUUGAAGAUCCUAAAGCUCCUCAAUUUUUUUCCGCUUUCUUCCUUAUUUUAUGUUGCUGUUUUCUGCUCACAUUUUCAGUAAGGUUUCCGAUCAGGAGGAAGUUUUGCUGUAGAAUAUAUCAAACGUCUCUGCAGAAUAGUAAUAUAUAGCUAGGGAAAAGAUUUGAUUUUCGCCCAGGUAAAAUGGGAGAGAGCUUAGUGCAGAACUUUCAUCAAAACAAUCGUGGAACUGUAGAAGCAGGUGAACCUUAUGUAGACAAAGAUUUUGCUUCUUUAAUAAAAGAAGCUGCUGAAGUUACUCCCUCUUCUUUUGAGUUCUGUGUUUGGUCAGAAAAGGGAAUUAAUCUUCAUGUUGAUUUAAAUUCAUCCCCAUCAGAUUGGACUAACAGAUUUCGAAAUGAGGUUCAAGUACGUGAGACUAUGUACGGAAACAAGUCCUGGAGUCUCCGGCAGGAUCUUGCUUGCUUAGGAGGGAGCGCUACACAAGAAAGAUGUUCCUUGUGGGAUGCAAAUCCUGUCCAAAUUGAUGCUCAUAAUGGACUGGCUAAAUCUUCCUCAAGCUUGAAAUUCACAAAAGAUAGUGUUGUAAAGUUAGACCAACGGAAUAAAGUUAAAAGCCCAUUAAUAUCGGAUUCAGUAACUCCAUGCAGCAUGAAUGUGAAAGCAGCAGCUAAUUCAAAGGAGGUAAAUCAAUGCUCUGCCUUAGCUAAACCAGAUGUUAAUGUAGUAAAUAACUUGAUGCAAGAUCAGUCCACUCUCUCAGCUGAAGAAAGUUAUGGUGUACCUAGCAAUUUUAUUUUUGGUGCUGAAUCUUGUGCUAAAGAUGCGUCUAAGGCCUUCUUUUAUUCGGAUGCUACUGGUACUCCUUUCAAGUCACUUUGUGAUUCUGUUGGCAACUCACUGUCAGAUCUGGGGACACUGGCAUAUCAAUCUUCAAAGCCUGACGAUGAAUGUUUUCAAGAUUGUGAUCUGCUAAAUGAUUCUUGCUGUGUGAACCCAGGGGUGGUGUGUCCAGGUGCUUCAUUAAGCAGUUCUAUGGAGCUACAAAUUUCAGAAGCUGCAAGUUGUCAUAAAUAUCCUUCAGUUUCACUCUGUGAAAAUGAUGGAUCCCUGGAUUUAAGUGAACCAAAGAAUACUUCAGAUACAGAACAAUGUGGCCCAGCUAUUGAUGGGAACAAUUUCGCAGCACUAACUGAAGAAUGGGUGGGGAUGAGUGUGGAUGGCAGGGAGAGUUCAUUAUGCUCCCAGUUAGAUGAUCGAGUUCAGAAAUUUGGCCAAGGUUAUGAUGAUCAGGGUUCUAAAAUGAAGCUUUGCAAAAAGAGAAAACGUGACUCUGAAAUUCAAGCCUCAAGUGGCACACCUGUUACAAGAAUUUUAAGGAGCAUGAAGAAUACUGUUGCAAGAAUCCUGCCUAGAAGAUCCAUGCGACGAAUGUCGAAGGUUCUUUGACAUUCUUCUGACGUAUCGUUACAGCAUUUAUAUUGAAUUCCUGAAGUGCUUUGGGUGCCACUUGGAGGCAUUAGUUACAGAUCUUCCAAUGAAAUUAUCAUCCACGUUUUGAAAGUGGAUGAAUGAAAUUUAGUAGGUUGCUUCAUUCUUUUGGAAGAGUUAGAAACUUAGAAUCACAGAAAAAUAAGAAUGCGAGGUAGCUAUUUUGGGUAAAUUCCAAUUAAACAGUUAGAAAGUGAGCCAUAUAGGUCUUUCUAUUUUUGGUAUUUAGAAAAACAACUAUUGCAUCUUUUUUAAUAUUUUUCCUUUGUGACACUAUUGCUUGUUGUAUAUUUAUAUGUAACUGAUUAUUCAUCAUUGGACUUGCCAAGCUUUGAUCUGGCAUAUUUAAUUUUGUGAACACAUGCAGGAUAGGAUUGUCUUUUUACCUAUAGUUUGGAUACAGUUGUCAGUAGUUGCAGCUAUUACAUGUAUAUCUUUCUUCUAUGUUCUUGUGGAAAGUGCACCCUUCUUAUCUUUUAAAUAUGUUCUUGUUAAACAGCUUAUAUGUAGUUAUGUUGCUGAGCAUAUAAGACCCAUGCAUUUUUAUUCUUCAUCUUGA
Molecule: messenger RNA, 2108 nt
Organism: Arachis stenosperma
Lineage: Eukaryota; Viridiplantae; Streptophyta; Magnoliopsida; Fabales; Fabaceae
Exons: 6
Coding region: 242-1507 (421 amino acids)
Source: RefSeq, a predicted model, not a curated record